This is a messenger RNA of Pan troglodytes (chimpanzee), 608 nucleotides long. RefSeq names its product peptidase inhibitor 3 (gene PI3). Gene Ontology annotation, molecular function: serine-type endopeptidase inhibitor activity. Gene Ontology annotation, biological process: copulation; innate immune response; antibacterial humoral response. The record is from RefSeq and is marked provisional. Gene Ontology annotation, cellular component: extracellular region. NCBI's taxonomy places the organism in Eukaryota, Metazoa, Chordata, Mammalia, Primates, Hominidae.
CCAGGCCAAGCUGGACUGCAUAAAGAUUGGUAUGGCCUUAGCUCUUAGCCAAACACCUUCCUGACACCAUGAGGGCCAGCAGCUUCUUGAUCGUGGUGGUGUUCCUCAUCGCUGGGACGCUGGUUCUAGAGGCAGCUGUCACGGGAGUUCCUGUUAAAGGUCAAGACACUGUCAAAGGCCGUGUUCCAUUCAAUGGACAAGAUCCCGUUAAAGGACAAGUUUCAGUUAAAGGUCAAGAUAAAGUCAAAGCGCAAGAGCCAGUCAAAGGUCCAGUCUCCACUAAGCCUGGCUCCUGCCCCAUUAUCUUGAUCCGGUGCGCCAUGUUGAAUCCCCCUAACCGCUGCUUGAAAGAUACUGACUGCCCAGGAAUCAAGAAGUGCUGUGAAGGCUCUUGCGGGAUGGCCUGUUUCGUUCCCCAGUGAGAUGGAGCCUGUCCUUGCUGCACCUGUGCCAUCCCCAGAGCUACAGGCCCCAUCUGGUCCUAAGUCCCUGCUGCCCUUCCCCUUCCCACACUGUCCAUUCUUCCUCCCAUUCAGGAUUCCCAAGCUUGGAGCUGCCUCUCUCAUCCACUUUCCAAUAAAGAGUUCCUUCUGCUCCACUUGUUUCUG